UAGGUAUUGUGAGAACCAAAGGCUUGGUGCAACUUCCCUCCCAAGCCUCAAGAGUGGUCAGACAUUGUCCAUCGGGGUAAACUCAGGGUUCGUGACUGGAAAUACACCAAGAGCUUCUAACGCAGCUCGAAUUCCAACUUGGGCUGAAGGCAUACACGGACAAGAAUACAAUAACAGCAACAACAACAAUAAGAGUGCUGUUGAUGCAGAGUUAGGAUUUUGAGAUCAAGCAAAUUUGAAAUCAAAACUCUUGGAAAUAAUUAAUAAUAAUAAAAACCGGUCAACCGGUGGCGGCGCCAUUGCAAAACCAUGAAGGAAGGAGCUUCAGUAAUCAGGAUCUUGGCAAUUCUUCUGCAGUUUGGGGCCCUCAAUGCUGACAAUUCGAUGCAGUAUGAAGGAUGUUAUAAGAACUUGACCUCGAGCACUGGAUCUGUUUCGGAGCAAGAAUUUUCUGGACUAAGUUGCCGGAAACAUGAAAUUCGCAUCCAGGCUGGUGAACCCAUUGUGUUCACAUGCCAAGAUCUAGUCCUAGAGGUGGCAUCCCAACAGUAUUGCGUGUCCAUAGAUGGGAUAAAGAAAAGGAAACCAAAAAGUUCGGUUGAUGCUCCCGCGAAGGGGAGGGGCAAAAGGGGACGCGCAGAACGAAGUAAUGACCCCGGCAGCGAACCACGAAAGGCAACUGGAAGGGUUGAGAAAAAAUUAGAAGAGAUGGAGGCUAAACUACAACAGGCGAAGCCCAAGGGAAGACUGGGAGACCUGAAGAGCAAUUACAAUCAAAAUAUGCUCAAACAGAGGCCGUCCAGGAGUGCGGGAGAUAACAUAAAUAUGAAAAGGCUGGAGAAAUUGAAUUUGAGGUUGCAAAAACAGGAAGCGGGAAUUUUGAAAAUAGAAAAGAAAAUGACCAAGCUGCAAGAUAACCCAAAUAAAACCAAGCAGUUGGCUAAGUUAAAAAAAAGAGUAAAUAACCUCAGAUCUAAAUCUGAGAAACUGCAGAACCAAAUCAAUAAAUUGCAAUCAAUUUUGGACAUGACUACAAAUGGUUACUAUGACGGUAAUGAUCCUGAUCAUGCAAAUGAUGUCAGUGGUGAUGAUUCGCCAGAUGGAGACAGUGACAACGAUGAUACGAAUGAUCCUGAUCAUUCAAAUGAUGUUAAUGGUGAUGAUUCCCCAGAUGGAGACAGUGACAACGAUGAUACGAAUGAUUCUGAUCACUUAAACGAUGCUAAUGGCGAUGAUUCGCCAGAUGGUGAUGGCGAUGACGACGACUGGCAAAAAAUAGGGAACAGGACAGGACCCGUGAACGAAGGGAUUGCUAAACCUAAAGGGGAACGGGUGGGGAAAGAGAGCAAGAGGAAUUUUAGGAGGAGGGGAAAGGGCGAAGGGAAGAGCAACCGAAAGAAGCAGCGUUUCUGUGGGCCCCAAGACCAACCUAUUACCGUCAACUCUCAAACUGGAGAAAUUGGUCUUUCAGUGUGCCCAAAGGGCCGAAAGAAAGAUGGAGGAGCCUCCAAAACCUCAUCACGGGAGGCGCGGAAACGGUUCACAUGGUGGUGUCGCUCAGGGUCCUGCAGGAGCAGCUGCGAUGAUGAUUCCUUCUGA
Messenger RNA from Macrobrachium nipponense, 1599 nucleotides. RefSeq names its product protein starmaker-like. The coding region runs from base 310 to 1599 and encodes 429 amino acids. The record is from RefSeq and is a predicted model, not a curated record. The transcript is spliced from 2 exons. Lineage: Eukaryota; Metazoa; Arthropoda; Malacostraca; Decapoda; Palaemonidae.